AUGCUCCGACGCCUCUCGACCGACGCGCGCCGGAAGCUCAAGGCGCGGCAGCUCGUCGAUGUGACGAUCGAGUCGCUCGACAUUCACGGGCUCGGCGUCGGAAAGGACGCGGCAACCGGCCUCCUCUGCGCGGUCAACGGCGCGAUUCCAGGCCAGCACAUCAAGGGCCGCGUGCUCCAAGACAGCGUUGUGCCAGCACGUGUGGCGCAGAUGGAGCUGGUCGCCGAGAGCCCCGACUUUGUCCCGCCAGUUUGCCCCGUGUUCGACAACUGUGGCGGCUGCAAAACUCAGCACUACCCAUACGUCAAGCAGGUGGCUGCUAAGCACGCCGCGAUUCAAGCCACGUUGGGUCGGUCGGACGUCGCGCCCAUGGCCAGCGCCACCGCAGCCUUUGGCUACCGCAACAAGAUGGAGUUUACGUACAGCGCAGGUCGCUGGCUCACACUGCUGGACACCGUCCAAGAUACGCACCAAGCGACGCUGGGCCUCUUUCCCAAGUCGAAAGGAACGCGGCGCUGGGACGGCCGCGUCGUGGCGAUCGACCAUUGCGCGCUACAGUCGGAGGUUGGGAACCGCCUCGUGGCGACGCUCUGGCGCGUCUGCAGCGCGCUGCCAGCGUACGAUUUCCUCAAACACACGGGGUUCCUGCGCCAUCUCGUUGUGCGCGUCGGGUCGACACUGGGCGGUGACACGGAGGUGCUCCUCGGUCUCGGCACGGCCACGAUCGACGACGCCACGGCGCCGGCCGUCGCAGCCGUCGUCGACGCGCUUCUCGCGACCGCCGACGAUGCGUCGGUCGUUGUUUCGGUCGUUCAAUACAUGGACGACGAGAUGGUGCGUCGGUUCCGCAAGAGCCACGAUGGGCAGCGACCGCAGGAAACGCUCCGCCUCCUGCACGGCCGGUCGUACAUGAAGGACACGAUUCUCAACAAGGAGUUUCGCGUCUCGCUCCAGUCGUUCUUCCAGCCCAACACGGCCAUGGCGUCCGUGCUCUACGCGUACGUGGCAGCGGCGCUUCAAGCCCGCGCAACGCCGCCGGUGGUCUGGGACCUCUUUUGCGGCGUCGGCUCGAUCGGGAUUUGCGUCGCCGACCACUGCGCCCACGUGGUCGGCAUUGACAUCGUACCCGACGCCAUCGUCGACGCCCGCGCCAACGCCGAGGACAAUGGCGUCGCCAACAAGAUGUCCUUUCUCUGCCGCGACGUCCUCGCCGAUGGUAUUCCCGACGGCCUCCCGCACCCGGACGUGGUCAUCGUCGACCCGCCGCGCGCCGGCCUCAACUCCGAGCUCAUCUCGUUCUUGACGUCAACCGUGUCACCGGACGAGAUCCUCUAUGUGUCGUGCAACGUCGUGAGCCAGGCGCGCGACCUUGAGAAGCUCACGGCGGCCGGCUACAGCGCCGUGUCGAUCCAGCCCGUCGACAUGCUGCCGCACACACCCCACGUCGAAAACAUCGUUGUCUUGCGGAAAGCUAAUUGAGCC
This is a messenger RNA of Saprolegnia parasitica CBS 223.65, 1482 nucleotides long. RefSeq lists its product as hypothetical. The coding region runs from base 1 to 1479 and encodes 492 amino acids. NCBI's taxonomy places the organism in Eukaryota, Oomycota, Saprolegniomycetes, Saprolegniales, Saprolegniaceae. Gene Ontology annotation, biological process: RNA processing. The transcript has 3 exons. The record is from RefSeq and is a predicted model, not a curated record.